Equus quagga is the source of this 4371-nucleotide messenger RNA. RefSeq names its product autophagy related 16 like 2 (gene ATG16L2). NCBI's taxonomy places the organism in Eukaryota, Metazoa, Chordata, Mammalia, Perissodactyla, Equidae. The record is from RefSeq and is a predicted model, not a curated record. The transcript has 16 exons. Gene Ontology annotation, cellular component: autophagosome membrane. Bases 2631 to 4172 code for a protein of 513 amino acids. Gene Ontology annotation, molecular function: protein binding. Gene Ontology annotation, biological process: autophagosome assembly; negative stranded viral RNA replication.
GGAGGAGGAGUCGGGGCCUGACUCAGACCAAGUCCCAGGCACUCUGAGGGUGAAGUGGCAAGAGGAGGAGGAGGGGCUCCGGCUGGUCUGUGGAGAGGGCACAGGGGAUGCAGCAGGGAACAAGACCUGGCCCCACGGAGCUUCCCGUCCACUGGAGGAGACUGACAGCCAUGAACACCCCAGUCCCAGCGCGCCAAGUCACCUGCCCAAUAGUGUGGGGGUGGGGCUAUGAACCCAGUGAGAACCUCUCCCUCAGAGUCCCUGUUGGAGUGGCAACGUGACACUUGAGAGGUGACCCUCAAACAUCUGAGCCCCCUUCUGGGCUGUGAGAGCCCCAAGACCUGGGAUGCCUUUGCUUUGCCUCCACUGUAUCCCAGGGGCCUGUCUCCACAGUCCAUGCUAAUGAAUAUUUGUAGACUAAGUGAGGAAGAGGUACAUCCCCGCCAUUGGUCAUCACCGGGCUGGAAAUCCAGGGAUACCUCUGGCCCUGCCAGCCCUCCAUCCUGAGCUAGUCAGCAGCUCAUGGAUCCUGCCUCCAAAUCCUUCCCCUUUUCUGUUUCUUGUCUUAUCUGGCCUGGUCCAAGUUCUCCUCAUCCUCCCUGGAUAACUCCUCCCUGGGCACCCCCGUCCACCACUCAGAGUGAUAUAUUUUAAUGAAAAUGAUCUCCCUUAGAAAAAGGCAAGGAAUACACAAAUUCCUGCUUGUUGUGAACAUUUCAAGAGAACAGAAGCCCACAGAGUAAAGAAGGGAAAGCCCCUCUCUUCGCCUCUCCCCAUUAUCAGUUUGCUAUCUAUCUUCCAGAGCCUUACCCUGGCUCCCCAGCGAGUUCUCCUUUCAGCCUCUUGUUGCAUUUCCUGCCACUCUCGUGUCUCCACCUCAUGGUUCCCUUGUCUGGGAUACUUCCACGUACCCCUAGCCUACCCUUUGCUCUCAGCACUCUCUCCCUCCCCAUCACUUCCUGAGACGCACACCAGUCAGUUCCCAUUGGAUAUGCCAGGGCGUGGGGAGUGGCUUUUUCUUUAAUUCUCAGUACUGUUUCACAUAUCACAACAAACAUGCCUCAUUAUUUUUAACUUUUUAUUUUGAUAUAAUUAUAGAUUCAUAGCAAGUUGCAAACACAGUGCAGAAAGGUCCUGUGUACCCUUCCCCCAGUUUCCUCCAUUGGUUACAACCUAUGUAACCAUAGGGAACACAACCAGGACGCUGGUAUUGCUGUGAAGUGUGUAUACAGUUGUCCUUUUGUCACUUGUAGAUUUGUGUGACCAUCAAGAUACAGCACUAUUUCAUCACCACAAAGAUCUCCCUCUUGCCACCCCUUUUUGGUCAUAACUCAUCCCUGUCCCCCAACCAUCUCUAACCCCUGGCAACCACUAAUCUGUUUUUCAUCUCUAUUAUUUGAAUUUUGAAAAGCAUCAACUAAAAAACAUUGAAUAACAAAACAUCAAAGAAAGUAAAUGACAGGUGAGGGAGCAGAAGUGGAGGUAAGCUUGCUCAGUGGUGAAAGGAAUUAUAAAUCUACUGACUGGGCCAGCUCUGGGAGUAGGUUCCCUGCCCUGCAUCUGCAGGGUCCCUCCCAGGCCCACUCAUAUAGGGUGACGUGUGACGUAGGUGGACAGCACCAUCUUCGCUGUUCAGUCCAUGCCUUACCCAGCCCAUGUGAGAAAGAACAAGGAGCAGGUUAGCAACAAGAGCCCGCAGCCUUGGUUAUUUCUUCUUGUUCCUCUUGCCCCACUGGUAGGAACUGCUUUGCCUGGGGUCCUUCUCUCCCACUGGCCCCUCAGUUCUAAAAGGUGGGAGUUGAGCUUCCUCUCUGUGGCUUCCCCAGCUCUCGGCUGAAGGACGGUUGAGUGAGGCAGGGGGAUAGACGAGAUGCCCCUCACUCCCACUCUUGGGCUGGGGGCAGCUCCAGUAUUCAUUCUGGGCCCUGUGCUCCCCCAGUCCAUUCCUGUGUGCCUCUGCUCGCAGCUCCCUGUUGCUCUCUGGAAUCUAUGCCAGGGGAUGGAGAGGUGGGAAGCAGACCCCACAUCCCUCAAACCCCUCCUGUAGACCAGUCCUUUACUUGGAACAUAAUGUUAGGUGACCUGGGUUCAAAUACCAGCUCUGCUACUUAGCCGUGUGACUUUGGGCAGGACACUUAACCUCUCUGGGUCAAUGUCGGCGUCUAGAAUGGCAGUACCUACCUCAUGCUGUUGUUACAGGCAUUAAACGCGUUAAUGUGUGUAGAGUGCUCAGAACGAGGCAUGGCACACAUAAGUGCUAUAUAAACAUUUGCCAUUAUUUGAAAUAUUCCUCAUAAUAAUUCUGCAUUACCCCGAGGUAAGCACCAGCAUUCCCAUUUUACAGGUGAGGAAACAGAGCAGGUUCAGAGAGGUUAUAUGACUACCCUGGGGUGACAGCGAAACUAAAUGGUGCUGGCAGGACUGAAACUCAGGUGUUGGACCCCAGGGCCUGAGGCCCCUGCAUUGUCCCAAAACAGCCAGGCGUCCCUGUGCAGGACCUUAAACCGGGCCGAGCCUCUGCUUUCCUUUCAGUAGGGGCGGGGCGGGGUGGGGGUGGCAGCAGCCCCCGUCCCAUCCGCCGGGAGGGGCUGGAGGCACCCGUGCCCACCUGGCCCGCCCGCCGCCCGCAGAUGGCCUACCAGGUAGUGGAGAAGAGCGCGGCGUUGGGCGCCCUGGAGGCGGAGCUGGAGCAGCGGCAAAGCAGGCUGGCGGAGCUGGAGGCCCGCGUGGCGCAGCUGCAGGAGGAGCGAACGCAGCAGGCGCAGCGGGUGCACGUUCGGCGCGCGCGGAACGCAGGACAACGGGCGGCCUACGAAGCGCUGCGCGCGCACGCCGGCGUCCAGGAGGCGGCCCUGCGCAGGCUCGAGGAGGAGGCGCGCGAGCUGCUGGAGCGGCUCGUGCAGCGCAAGGCGCGCGCCGCCGCCGAGCGCAACCUGCGCAACGAGCGCCGCGAGAGGGCCAAGCAGGCGCGGGUGUCCCAGGAGCUGAAGAAGGCUGCCAAGCGGACCGUGAGCAUCAGCGAGAGCCCAAGCAUCCUAGGCUAUGCUGUCAGGGAGCCGGCCAAGACUCUGGCGCUGGCUGCUGAGCCGGAGUCCCUGGAGAGUGAGGCUGGUGAGAAGUGGAGGAGGCCUUUCAGGUCUGCCUCCGCCACCUCCUUGACGCUGUCCCGCUGUGUGGAUGUGGUGAAGGGGCUUCUGGACUUCAAGAAGAGGAGAGGCCACUCAGUUGGGGGGGCCCCCGAGCAGCGAUACCAGAGCAUCCCUGUGUGUGUGGCCGCCCGGCUUCCUACCUGGACUCAGGAUGUGCUGGAUGCCCACCUCUCCGAGGUCAACGCUGUUUGUUUUGGCCCCAACAGCAGCCUCCUGGCCACCGGAGGGGCUGACUCCCUCAUCCACCUCUGGAAUGUUGUGGGAGGUCACCUGAAGGCCCACCAGACCCUUGAAGGAGGUGGCGGCAGCAUCACCAGUGUGGACUUCGACCCCUCGGGCUCCCAGGUAUUGGCAGCUACUUACAAUCGGGCUGCCCAGCUCUGGAAGGUUGGGGAGGCGCAGUCCAAGGAGACACUGUCUGGACACACAGACAAAGUGACAGCUGCCAAAUUCAAGCUAACGAGGCACGAGGCGGUGACUGGGAGCCGAGACCGGACAGUGAAGGAGUGGGACCUUGGUCGCGCCUACUGCUCCAGGACCAUCAAUGUCCUUUCCUACUGUAACGAUGUAGUGUGUGGGGACCAUCUCAUCAUUAGUGGCCACAAUGACCAGAAGAUCCGGUUCUGGGACAGCAGGGGGCCCCGCUGCACCCAGGUCAUCCCUGUGCAAGGCCGGGUCACCUCCCUGAGCCUCAGCCAUGACCAGCUGCAUCUGCUCAGCUGUUCCCGUGACGACACGCUGAAGGUCAUCGACCUGCGUGUCAGCAAUAUCCGCCAGGUGUUCAGGGCUGAAGGCUUCAAGUGCGGUUCUGACUGGACCAAAGCCGUGUUCAGCCCGGACAGAUGCUAUGCGCUGGCGGGUUCCUGGGAUGGAGCCCUUUACAUCUGGGAUGUGGACACUGGGAAACUGGAGAGUAGCCUUCGAGGACCCCACUGCGCUGCUGUCAACGCCGUGGCCUGGUGCUACUCCGGAACCCACGUGGUGAGCGUGGACCAGGCUAGGAAGGUUGUGCUCUGGCACUAGUGGCACGACCCCCUGCCCGGGCUGGAGCUCUAGUCUGAAGCCUGAAGCUGGAGGACAGCUUCCUACUGCUCCACCGGGCUCCAGGGUGGGGGUGCGGGGGCCUGGGGGGGUGGCCUCAGGGCCUUUAGUGGGGAAGAAGGCCUGGCAGGACCUGGCCUAUUUGUUUAAAAACUAAGUGUAGGCUGGAGGGAAUUACAGU